CAUACGUGUGAGGUUAUGUUACGAUAAAUGUUUUGAAAUGUCGAAAGAACUUUAAAUCGUAAAUCGUCCGUUGUGCCUUAAUUUAAAUAAAUAUGAAUACCCCAAAAAGUAAAUCAUCAAAAUUGAAGAUGAAACGUGAUCGAAUAUUUGACAAACAAGUUGAAACAGACGAUGAAAUCGAAACAUUGGCACAUAGUACACCAGAUCGAAAUAAUCCACCAGAUAGUCCAAUAUUUUUUCCAUGUACACAAGAAACAGAGAGUGAAGUCGUUUGGGAUUGGCAAUCACCGCAACAAAAACGUGUUAUUACCCGUUAUAAACCUAAAGUGACGUCUGAAUCUCCUGCGUUAGUGAUUCCAUUUAAACGUAAAGUGAUUGUGAACAGUCAUAAAUUGAAUAAUUUAAAAGAACGAUUAGAUGCAUUAAACGAACAGAUAAUUAAUAAAAAACUACAUAACGAGGUCCCGGAAGUCCCGCGAAACAGUAAGAAAGCUGAUGAUUUUGAGAAUUUAUUCGAAGAUGAUGAUUCGUUUACAGAUUGUCUUGUGCAAUGUAGUCAACAAAUCGAGAAAGAAGUGCUAGGUGAUCAACAAAUUGUUAAAACAUCGAAAUAUUCUACGCCUACGAAAAGUGUUUUAAAUACGUUUGUUAAUUCGGAUGCAAAAUUAUGUGAUGAUUCAUUUGAUAUGUUGUUAGGGACAAUUGAUAAUGAAGUUUUGGAUACUCUUACACAACAAGUUCCUGCCUCAAAGUGUAGUGAUACAAAUACUGUGAUAAAAAUUGAUUUACCAUGUACUGAAAAUAAGUACAAAAUAGAUGUUAAUAAUCCUAGGCCACUUAAUAAAAGUGAUUCGUUUGAUGAACAUCAAAUAAAUUGUUCCCCUACUACGUUAAAAUGUACACCAGAGGAAAUAGAAAAGAAACGCCAAGAGGCAUUAGCUAAACGACAAAAGAAAGGAUUAUCGCGUCCAAAAUCUAGUAUGGGUAUAAAUGUAGACGAAUCACCAUCACGAAAAUUUCAACGAAGGAAUCAUUCGUUUGAAAUUGCUUCACCGAAUCAACAAACAAAAAUUUCACCACCACAAAAAAGUCUAGAAAAAUUAAAUGAAACGGUAGCUCAAGAAAUAGUGCCAAUUAAAAAUUGGGAAAAAAUUCAACAAGAAAUUGAGCGAAAACGAUUAGAGGCACUCGCUCGACGCAAAAAGAAAGCAAAUAAAGUGUAGUAAUUUUUUGUUUUAUUGGUUUUUAGAAAGGUGCUAUUUAUUUUGAGACCUGAUAUUUGAGGUCUAUUAUUAACUGUUUAAUAUAAAUUUUAGCGCGAUUACGCUGAAAAGUACUGAAGUACUGAAUUAUGGGGGCUAGAGAUUCUCUUAUGAAACUUAAAUGGCUCUAUAGGGAUAAAACUUUGAAAUGCAAAUUUC
Chrysoperla carnea is the source of this 1421-nucleotide messenger RNA. RefSeq lists its product as uncharacterized. The record is from RefSeq and is a predicted model, not a curated record. Bases 93 to 1223 code for a protein of 376 amino acids. Lineage: Eukaryota; Metazoa; Arthropoda; Insecta; Neuroptera; Chrysopidae. The transcript is spliced from 3 exons.